Cuscuta campestris is the source of this 896-nucleotide messenger RNA. NCBI's taxonomy places the organism in Eukaryota, Viridiplantae, Streptophyta, Magnoliopsida, Solanales, Convolvulaceae. The record is from the annotation of a GenBank genome assembly.
GGCUGAAACAAACGGCCCCUAAAUCUUUGUUUUCAACCCGGCCCGUUUUCUACCCACCUCCACCCAAUCGCCUUUAAAAUCCGGCUGCCCAAUCGCCUUUAAAAUCCGGCUGCCCAAUCGCCUUCAACAUCUGAUCUCCGGCAAACCCGGAAGCGAAGAGCUCUCAAUCCCGGCGAGAAAUGGCCGAAUCCAUGUCGAAGGAGGAGAUACUGGACGCGCCGCUCCACACAAUAGGCUUCGAGAUCGGCGACCUGUCGCCGGAGAAAGUCACGGGGCGGCUGCGGGUUACGCAGAGGUGCUGCCAGCCGUUCAAGGUGCUGCACGGCGGCGUAUCGGCGCUGAUAGCGGAGGCGCUGGCGAGCAUCGGCGCGCACAUGGCGUCCGGGUUCCGGCGUGUGGCCGGAGUCCACCUUAGCAUCCACCAUCUCAGGCCGGCCCGCCUCGGCGACCUGGUCGUCGCCGAGGCCACGCCGGUGAACGUCGGGAGGACAAUUCAGGUCUGGGAAGUGAAGAUUUGGAAGAUUACGGAGGAAGAGGAGAGAGUUCUGGUCUCGUCUUCCAGGGUGACUGUACUGGCGAACUUGCCGGUGCCGGAAAACGCCAUGGAUGCUUCGAAGAACCUCAAGAAGUAUGCCAGAUUAUAAAAAGCUGUUGGGUAAUAGAGACAGGUCCGGUUUGGGUGACUCAAAUAGAGUGAAACUUAUCCAAGAAAAGAAAAUAGUGGCACAUGUUUUGGUAUGGUUAAACAAAUUGGAUUAUAUUGUGUUCACAAAGUCAUGGUUUAGUAACACUUUUCUGUUCCAUUUUAGUGUUUUAAAAAAGUUAUUAAUUGUAAUGUUUAAUUUUAUUGUCUUUUUAAGGUUAAUAUGCAUGUUUAAUGAAUAAUCUAAAAUGAU